Messenger RNA from Manis pentadactyla (Chinese pangolin), 1729 nucleotides. RefSeq names its product zinc finger protein 541-like. The transcript is spliced from 5 exons. The coding region runs from base 1 to 789 and encodes 262 amino acids. Lineage: Eukaryota; Metazoa; Chordata; Mammalia; Pholidota; Manidae. The record is from RefSeq and is a predicted model, not a curated record. Gene Ontology annotation, cellular component: histone deacetylase complex; transcription regulator complex. Gene Ontology annotation, molecular function: transcription corepressor activity. Gene Ontology annotation, biological process: negative regulation of DNA-templated transcription; regulation of transcription by RNA polymerase II.
AUGGCUGCGGCCGCAGAACUGUCCUUUUCCCUCCUGUUUCCCGUGAUAGGUUCAGCCGUCUGGACCCCCAUGGAGAAGGAGCUCUUUCAUAAAGCCUUCUGUGUUUACAAGAGAAACUUUUCCUUGAUACAAAAGAUGCCCAGGGGCGUGCCAGGCCAGAGGGGAGAGACAUUCCAGGAGAGCUUUCAGGAAGUGCCUAGCCCCACGGCGAGGGGGCGUGUGGGGCAGUGCCCAAAGCCCGCUGCUGUUUUCUUUCACCAGGUCCGGACAAAGACUGUGGCCCAGUGUGUACAGUAUUACUAUGGCUGGAAAAAGAGGGUCACGUUUACUACCUCUUCUUGGGCCCCAGCACUGGAAAAGAGGGUCAAAAGGAAGCUGGCCGAGGCAGACCCAACAGAAACAAAGGCCACUUGCAGCCCUCAGAAGAGACGCCACCACCAUCCAACCCUUGAGUUGAAGACAGAGACGGAGAGUGGCAGGGGAGAAUCCGUCAUCACCGCGAGCCCUAGUGCUGCUCCCAAGCGGACCCCUGAGCCUCCGGGGCGCGUCCAGGGCCAAGGCGCUUUUCCCUGUGGGGAGUGUGAGAGGGUGUUUGACAAGAUGUGGACUCGCUAUGCCCACAUGAAGCGGCACCGGCUUCAGGACCCCGAGGAAACAGCCGUCGGGGAGGAGCGGCCCGCGAAGGCCUUUAAGGUUUCUGAAGAUGAGGCUGGACGAGCUUCCUGGGAAAUCCGUCAGCCCUUAGAGGGGGAUGAUGGACAGCGCUCUCACGGACACCUGUCCACAUAAGGGACGUGGACACAGAGAAAUGACUGGCCCACACUCACACACAGGUAAUAGGUUUGAGUGGAAUCACAUGGAACCUCAGCUUACAGGUGACACGCCGCUACCAGGACUCACUGGGGAAGCCUCAUGGGAAUGGACGUAGGGUCUGACAUUUCCAAGACCUGAAGGAAGACUUGGAAAAUUACUCUCUGUUUAAAAAAAGCAGAAACCUACAACUUUCAAUAACUUUUUAACAACCACAGGAGCUUCAAAACUUCCCACCUGGGUAUGCAUUGCUCAGAAAAACCGAAAACUUCUUACUAAAUAAAAAUGUGAGCAGUGCCUAAAAAAAUUGGCAUAAGAAUGAUGGAGACUUUCUGACAACUCACAAUGAACCAUGGAUACCGUUUGUUUCAUUUUCCAGGAGGAACAUCACAGUGAGAAAAAUCUGUGAAUUAACAGCUUGAUUUACUUUAGACAUUCAUGAAGAAGCCUGGAACAUCAAUAAGGCAUAAGUCUUCCUAAAUGCGCAUCUGUGGCAAAGGCAAUAUGCUCCCUAAAUAUUCUACCUGCUCCCCCACAUUCCCCAGCCUGGGCAGUUAGGUUCGGCCAUAUGACAGUUCUGACCAGUAAGCUGUGGGCAGAAGUGACUUGGGUCACUUUUAGGCCAAAGGAUGGAAGAGCUGGUACGUGACCUUCUGGCUGUGUCCUUUCCUGUUGGGAUGACGGAGGGGACCGUGACUUGCAGAUGCUGCACCUACAAGAUGUGAAAAGCUGCUGCCCUCAGUCUGGCUCCCUGAAUGGCUGUGUGGGGCACACCAACACUGCCAACUCUUGCUGGGCACGGACAGUGAAGAAGAAACAAGCCUUUGUGUGUCAGCCACACACAGAGAUGGAAGAUGGGGCUAUUCAGUCCCUGAAGCAUAUCUUAAAUGAAAUUAUAUCUGAAGUUCCAAAACCUCAA